AUGGAGAUGCUGACCGGCAGCUACUCACAUUCAGACGCUGCAGUCCCCUCUUCUGCGCCCUUCCCGCUCUUCCGAAACGAAGGAGGAGGUGGGACCACUGAUGUUGAGCCCCCAACAGGCCGGUCGGUGUUUCUUGAAUCGCCGCUAUUUCGGCAUGCGCCUUCGGAGUUGAAGACGCUGCAUAGUGGUGCAUACACUGUCACGUCGAUGAAGGCGUUAAUUUUGCUUGAAGUUUUGCUCCUUACGUUCGUCGUUUUUCAGUGCUUCCGCUGGUUAGCAGAAGGAGCAGGACGCGUAAUAAGGCGCGUAGCUGAUGAAGGAGAAUUUUUGCCGCCAUGCGGUUCCCAUCACAGCUCAAACACGGACAUGUUGGAAGCGUACAGUGACAGUAGUGCCAUGGAUGCAGCUGGGAGAAGUCAAGUUGAGGAGGCCCCUUCCGCGCUCUCCAACCCUGCGGAAACAUUGCAAGCUCCUGGAUGGCCGAGUGGCGGGGUUUACAUGCGUCCGCGUGAGGGUGACGAAGUGGAUGCUUCCCAGCAGGAAGGGGCUGCUGCUGGUGUGUUGGAAGCCGGCACCUCCGCUGCGGUCCCGGGUCACAGACUGCGCUCGGGCUUGACACCUUGGUAUAGACGGUCCCAAUUCCACAACCUCUACAGACUUCAGCCAUCUCUGUUCAACCUUUCUGAAGAGGACCAGGCUCUCACGGAAGCCUUGAAGACUUUAGUGGACCUGGCACGUAUGAUGGAAGCUGUUUUGGAAGUCUUAGAGAGUGAAGACGCUAUUCGUCUUUGCGCAGCAGUGCUAGAGCUUGCGGCUGUUGAAUUGUCAUGCAUGACUGUGCUUAUUCACACAAGUCAAGCACACAUGAUUAACGCAGCCAUUCAGGCAUUCUUACAAAGCAGUGACCUUGAGGAAUGGUUGGAAGGUGAAUGCAUUCGUGGAUGUCUCACAGCGACUACACGUCAUCAUUUUUCAUUGGCGCGAGCGCUACUCUCAGCACAGCUCCUGCCGCCCCCACGUCUUGGUUCCACUGAGGAGGAGGCAGCAUUGCAAUUGGCGAGUCUCAUCCGUGGAACGAAAGCCGCAGGAACUCUUGCCUAUCUCUUGGCUCACUCGUUGGUUCAAAGCACUGGAGGCGGACGCCAUAGACCGGCUCGUUCUCUUGUGGAUACCUGUGUAGCUACUCUAGAAAAACUGGUGGAGUGCCGGGUGCAGCACGUAAUGACAUGUCCCGUGACUUCACACCGACUGGUUAGGUACCACGAGUUAAUAUUGAACAAUUCUGAUCCGUUCACAACCGAAUACCCUGUUGGCCAACCGCUGGUGUUGCUGGAUUCUGCAGACGCAUGUCGAAGCGUUGACCUGCUAUUUUCGAGUAUGGGCAGCUUUUUCAUACAAGCUCAAUCCCAUGCUGAUUCCAGACCCCAGUAA
Eimeria tenella is the source of this 1431-nucleotide messenger RNA. RefSeq lists its product as uncharacterized. The record is from RefSeq and is a predicted model, not a curated record. Lineage: Eukaryota; Apicomplexa; Conoidasida; Eucoccidiorida; Eimeriidae. The coding region runs from base 1 to 1431 and encodes 476 amino acids. The transcript has a single exon.